AUGAUGGGCAUUGGUCGAUUUGGGGAUGGCCUGUCAUCGCUGCGUGCCAUCGGCCAGCGCGAGCAGCGUCCGCUUGCACAGGCGGGAAAGCUCGCCCAUGGCGUCGAGGCCCAGCCCAUUUCAUCACUGCGGCCUCGAUCGGUCCCUGUUGUGGAGGAGAGGCAUUUUGGGGGAGGGUACGCGCAGUCUGGCGAUCGGCAAAAGGGGCCGCGCCAACAGGUGCCUGGUGGCCCUAUUGCUGAUCUCGGAUGGCACGAGUUGAUUGUAAUUCGGGACAAUCAGAAAGCAUAUCCUGGGCGGCUUUUGGACUGCAGUGCUGCCACACAUGUUUGGAUGGCUUGCCCCUGUCACCAGGCAUGGAUGGCGUCGGCAUGA
Messenger RNA from Ostreobium quekettii, 375 nucleotides. Lineage: Eukaryota; Viridiplantae; Chlorophyta; Ulvophyceae; Bryopsidales; Ostreobiaceae. The record is from the annotation of a GenBank genome assembly.